Notothenia coriiceps (black rockcod) is the source of this 1371-nucleotide messenger RNA. RefSeq names its product tyrosine-protein kinase Mer-like. NCBI's taxonomy places the organism in Eukaryota, Metazoa, Chordata, Actinopteri, Perciformes, Nototheniidae. The record is from RefSeq and is a predicted model, not a curated record. The transcript has 8 exons. Bases 173 to 1285 code for a protein of 370 amino acids. Gene Ontology annotation, molecular function: protein binding.
UGUUCUCGUGUCAACAACUCUUCACAGCAGCGGCGUUGGAGACAUGCUACUCGGUGAUGUUGGUUACUCUCGGAGCUGUAGUGUCCGGUACCGAACAAUCCUCUUAGAAUAAAACAAAUUUGGAGCCUGUUGCAGGACAGAGAACAACAGUGAAGAGCUGAGACAGGUCAUCAUGGCACAUAUGUCCACUCCAGGCUGGUUUGGAGCCUUUCUCUCUGCCACGACAAUAGCCAUUAUUGUGGGGAGUCCGGUCAGCGAUCAGCACUCAAGGGGCCGGAUCCAUCGUCCCAUCAGGACCUCUGAGCCUCUUCUGGUACCAGGCCGUGUUUCAAGGGUUUACCUGACCCCGGAUCAGCUCAGACGGCUGCACUUCAAGCCCACCAUAGGCUCCAUCCAGCUGUCAGAAGGCCAUGAGGCUAAAUUUAACUGUUCCAUCGACAUCCCCGAUGCCAGGCUGGACCCCGCCAUCCUCUGGGUGAAGAACGGCCAGGAACUGGAAGGAAACGUACAGGUGGUGAUCAACGAGCUCCAGACUACCACAGACGGGGUCACCACGCUACUCUCCACUGUCAGCAUUGUCCAUGUGCAGCGAGCGGAUUCUGGGGAGUAUCGCUGCAGGCUGAGUAUCAACUCCCGAACAUUUCAGUCUCAGCCGAUCACCAUUGAGGUGGAAGGUUUACCAACAUUUAUCCAUCAACCAGAGGACCGGAACGUUACAAGAAGCAAAUCUUUCACACUUUCAUGUGAGGCGGUCGGACCUCCAGACCCUGUUCAAAUCCGCUGGCUUCGUGAUGGGUUACCUGAUAGUGACUUUCAUAACUCUCCAAGCAGCUACUCUGUGUCAGGUGUGGACAAGUACAUUCAGUUCAGCUGCGAAGCUUACAACUCCAAGGGUGUCACCACCUCCAGAGAAGCAAACAUCAACAUCAAAGUGCUUCCUGGGCCUGUGUCUAAUAUCACUGUGACGGAGAGGCAGUCCAAUAAGUUCCUGUUGAGCUGGAGUCCGGGGCAUGAUGGUUUCUCUCCGAUUACUACAUGCCUCAUCAGGGUUAGAGAGGUGAGUCGCAGGAAAGGGGAGGUGAUGACCAUCAGGUUUAUCAACGUCACAGUGCCGUCUUUCCAGAGCGAGGUCCCCGGGCUGAAGGCUAUGACGUGGUACAACCUGAGUGUUUCCUGCAGCAAUGAGGUGGGGGGCUCUCCUGUCACCAUGUGGAUCCAGAGCAAUACCAUUGAGGGAGGUGUUGCCAUCAGUUUAUCCCCGAAAUGUGACAGCACGGAUGAAUGAGUCGUGGCUGGUAGUCCGGUGGAAACCUCCCCCAGAGGACAAGAUAAAUGGCAUCCUGAGUGGUUAUGAUGUUAUAAUCAGACAUG